This is a messenger RNA of Cornus florida, 1652 nucleotides long. Its product is annotated as transcription factor KUA1-like. The record is from RefSeq and is a predicted model, not a curated record. The coding region runs from base 316 to 1317 and encodes 333 amino acids. Lineage: Eukaryota; Viridiplantae; Streptophyta; Magnoliopsida; Cornales; Cornaceae. Gene Ontology annotation, molecular function: DNA binding. Gene Ontology annotation, biological process: response to gibberellin; response to ethylene; response to auxin. The transcript is spliced from 3 exons.
UGAUCCACGACACAUGUUGUUGUGUUGACUCCCACCUCACUUUCUCUCUCUAAUUCAUUUUCUCCCUCUAUAUCUAUAUCUCUCUCCUCCACACAUCUACAUUUCUCUCCCUAGACUAGAGAGAGAAAAAAAAAGAAACAAUUCAAUCGAAAACCGACCAGCCGACUAAAAAACCCUAGAAUUCUUGAACUCCACCUCCAAUUAACCAAACCCUAACCUAAUUUUUCUUUCUCGGAUCAUGUAAAUUUCGUUCUCUGUAUUAGGUUUUGAUUCUCAGUUCUGCUUGGUUCGGUUUCUAGACCCGAGAAAGCGAUCAUGACGCGACGUUGCUCGCAUUGCAGUCACAAUGGCCACAAUUCUCGGACCUGUCCGAAUCGAGGAGUCAAGCUAUUUGGGGUCCGAUUGACCGAUGGUUUGAUCCGGAAGAGUGCCAGUAUGGGUAACUUGACCCACUACACCGGAUCUGGUAGCAAUACCCCUCAGAACGGCGUCGGCGGCGGCAAUCACGACUCUCCGGCGGACACUCCCGAUCACGCCGCCGAUGGUUAUGCGUCGGAGGAUUUUGUUACCGGGUCGUCGUCCAGCCGGGAAAGAAAGAAAGCAGGUGUUCCGUGGACCGAAGAGGAACACAGGAUGUUCUUACUUGGCUUGCAAAAGCUUGGCAAAGGUGAUUGGCGAGGAAUAGCACGUAAUUAUGUGAUGACAAGAACCCCCACUCAGGUGGCCAGUCAUGCCCAGAAAUAUUUUAUCAGGCAAAGCAAUGUUUCUAGGAGAAAGAGACGGUCCAGCCUGUUUGACAUUGUAGCAGAUGAAUCAGUCGACACCCCAAUGGCAUCACAAGAUUUCUUUGCCAACCCUCAACAAGGUGAGACACAAAGCAACGACAUGUUGUCUGCUCCUCCUGCUUUGGAUGAAGAAUGUGAAUCAAUGGAUUCAGCCAACUCAAAUGAUGGUGAACCUGUCCUUCCAAAGCCAGAUAGCUCGCAAUUGCAUUACCCAGUUGUAUUUCCUGCUUAUGUUCCUCCAUUCUUCCCAUAUUCUUUUCCAUUUUGGCCGGGGUACAGUACAGAGCCAGCUAAAACAGAGACUCAUGAAGUGCUUAAGCCAACAGCAGUACAUUCAAAGAGCCCAAUCAAUGUUGAUGAGCUGGUUGGCAUGUCGAAACUAACCUUGGGGGAAUCACUUGGCGAUGCAGGAUCGUCCAAUCUCUCGCUGAAAUUGCUUGAAGGCUCCACUCGGCAGUCAGCUUUCCAUGCUAAUCCUGCCUCUGGAAGUUCAGGCAUGAACUCGGGCAGCAACGCGAUCCAUGCAGUCUAGAAGUUAAAGAGAGUACUACAUCAAAUUGUAGGUUAGCUCAGAUUUUGGUGGGCGCUGGACAAAUUUAUGUUAAUACAAGACGCAAUAAUGUGCAGUCUGGUCUCAGUUAUAGGUUUUUUUGGUUGAAUCAGCUUAAUAUGUUUGGUUCUUAGGAAUCCUCAGCUUAAUGCCAGUUCUUGUAGACUCUGGCAACUUCUGUCAGAAAUUAUUUGAACCUUUUAAAAAUUUGAGUUAAUUUAUUAUGUAUUUUUUUUUUUAAUUAUUAAGAAUCAUGCUCUGUUGUGCUGUUAUAAUUUCUAAAUCAGAAGUUAUGAAAUUCAACAUAAGAUUUCUUA